ACGAGGAGGGUAUAAAAGGAAAAAAAAAUGGCAAAGGUCGCAGACUUGCUGUCCAUGGACUUCGAACGGCGGAAAGCCGAAACCCUAGCGUCCUUGGUGGCGCCGUGGCCGGACAAAUCUCCGAAGGGAAGUGUCGAUGCCGCCAUUGCACCCCUUCUGGAUGUGAUCAACCUCCACUCUUCCUUUUUCACAACCAGCUCCUGCUCCGGCCGAAUCUCCAUACUCCGCCAACCUGGAGAGAGCCCUAAACCUAAGCAUAACGAGGAUAAAAUAAACCCAAGGAAGAGUAAGAAGAAGGCUGGAGGCGGCGGUUGGAUUUUUGUCUCGCACGAGCCUGUGGAUCCCGAAGUCGUAGUCGACCUUCUAUUCAAAUCGCCGGCAACGCUGAGUACAGUGGAGAUGGAAGAAGUGGAAGGUGGCACAUUGGUUUUUCGGUUUGAACCGCUUAUUGUUGCAGUGGAGUGUAAGGACGUUAUGGCAGCGCAAGAGCUCGUCGCAACUGCUAUCGCAUGUGGCUUCAGGGAAUCCGGUAUUACAAGUAUGAAUAAGCGUGUUAUGGUUGCCAUACGUUGCUCUAUACGUUUGGAGGUGCCUCUAGGCCAAGUUGGCUUGAUUAUGGUAUCACCAGAGUAUGUUCGGUAUUUGAUUGGGGUUGCCAAUGAGAAGAUGGAGGCCAAUAGAAGGAGAACAGAUAAUUUCUUUCGAGUUUUACAAGAUAAGGUUCACCCUAGUUCUGCAAAGAAGCUAAUCCACUCUGCUAAAAAAGCUCAAGCUUGCUUAGCUGUUGAAAGAAAUUUACUUGGUUUUGAAGCUAAACAGAGGAAGAUGGCAUUAAAGAAAUCACAACAUGAACACGAAGAGAUGCAGUCUCAUAACCAAGAUAAUGUUUCAUAUUCUGUCGAAGAUAAAGGAAUGCACAAGUUGUCUCUUUCUGUUGAUGCAUUGGCUAUUCUGGGGGAACCUAUUGAGAGGCUUUUUCUAUGGGGUCAUUCAACAAGUCCCUUAAUGAUUAAUGGAGUUAAAGAAGUUCUUAUAUUUGGAGGUUUUGGUGGUGUUGGUCAUCAUGCACGAAGAAAUUAUACUUUGUUGCUUGAUACAAAAUCGGGACACUUGAAGCAAAUUGAUGCUAUUGGAUCUCCAUCGCCUCGUGUUGGCCAUACUUCCACAGCAGUGGAAAAUAUUAUUUAUGUGAUUGGAGGUAGGGGUGGUCCUAUGCAAAUUUUUAAUGAUGUUUGGGCUCUAAACACAACUGAAAAAAGAUGGACAUCGUUAAAAUGUACUGGACACAUCUUUCACCCAAGGCACCGACAUGCAACUGCUUCUGUAGGCUCAAAUAUAUAUGUUUUUGGUGGUCUAAAUAAUGAAACCAUUUACUCCUGCAUGAAUGUUCUGAAUUCUGAAAGUUUGGAUUGGAAUAAUGUCAACGUUCUCGGGGAAUCACCAUGUGCUCGACAUUCUCAUUCCAUGGUUGCAUAUGGUCCUCUUUUGCUUAUGUUUGGAGGCUAUGAUGGUCAGAAAGUACUAGGUGAUCUUUAUAGUUUUGAUACUAGAACAUCUUUAUGGAAAAAGGAGAAGACUACUGGAAGAGCUCCUUCUCCUAGGUUUUCUCAUUCUAUGUUCAUAUAUAAAAACUUUAUUGGCAUCAUUGGUGGAUGCCCUCUCACGCAACAUAGUGAAGAGCUGGCUUUGCUAAAUCUAAUCAACAACAGGUGGAUUAACGUGUCCAUCAACACUGUUGGCAGGGAUUUUUGGAUUCGUAGUUCAACAAUUGUUAUUGGUGAUGAACUUAUUAUUGUUGGGGGUGGAGCUUCUUGUUAUGCAUUUGGCACAAGGUUUAGUUACCCGAUGAAAAUGAGUUUGAACUUGUCCUCCGUAGAGGAUACUUAUUCUAGCAGGUUAAAUGAAGAAUCAGUUACCUUUCUUGCAAUGGAAGGGCGCAAUAUCUCACAACUUAAUGGAGACGAAUUGCAGGAUUGCUAUCCUGUUUCUGGGUCUUAUUUAAAGGCUGACUUAUCUGCUAGUAAGCGUGGAAUUCAGUCAGAUGCUAAGCAACAUGCUUUACAAAUCAAGAAAAAACAUGCAAAGCUUGUGAAGGAUGUAUUGAAGAAAUUUGGAUGGUUGGAUCUCACUAAGAAGGUUUACCAGAGUCUUGAUGGGAUUCAUAUAUGCUUACCAAUCUCUGGAGAGUUCUUUGACAUCUAUCUAAAAGAAUCUCUUAAUUCUAAUGAUAGAGCUACCGAUUUAUGUGAAGAGAACGAUUUUAUGGAAGAAUUUUCAGUAAAUAAGGUUUCAAUUCCAAUGGCGUUGCACAUAUUUUCAUUAUUUAAUGCUUCCGUAAUUAUUGAUGGUGCUUCAUGUGAUAAAAAGAUCCCUAGCAGUCCUCAAAAAAUUAUGAGAGAAAUGGUCUGUUCUCUGUUGACAGAAAAACGGUUGCCACUGGGAAUGUUAGAGGAGUUGCCUGUUAGGUGGGAUCGACUUGGUGAUAUUACUGUGCUUCCAGUUACAUCAUUUAGAGACCCAAGAUGGGAUUCCAUUGCGGAGGAGCUUUGGCCAGUGGUUGCAAAAUCACUCGGGGCUUUGCGCCUCGCUCGCCAGGGGCGUAUCUUACCUACUGGAACAAGGGACAGCACUUUGGAAAUUCUUGUGGGUGGUAGUGGGUGGGUUACUCAUCAAGAGAACGGAAUCCUUUAUUCAUUUGAUGCAACGAAGUGCAUGUUUUCCUCAGGGAACCUUUCUGAGAAGCUUCGAAUGGCCUGUCAGGAUUGUAGGGAUGAGGUUGUUGUGGAUUUAUUUGCUGGGAUUGGAUAUUUUGUAUUACCAUUUCUUGUCAAGGCAAAAGCUAAACUAGUAUAUGCAUGUGAGUGGAAUUCGCAUGCUAUUAAGGCUCUUCGGCACAACAUUCAUGCGAACUUUAUGGAAGAUAGGUGCAUCAUACUCGAGGGAGAUAAUCGUGUGACAGCACCUAAAGGUGUUGCUGAUCGAGUAUGCCUUGGCCUCCUUCCAUCAAGCGAGAGUAGUUGGAGGACUGCUGUGCGAGCCCUAAGACCUCAAGGUGGUUUACUGCACAUCCAUGGCAAUGUCAAGGACUCUGAGGAGAAAUCAUGGUUAGAUUACAUUGUUGAAUCAAUAGUUUGCAUUGCAGAAACUGAAGGUUUGCUUUGGGCUGUUUCACUGCAACAUGUGGAGCGAGUGAAGUCUUAUGGACCUCACAUUCGUCAUAUUGUAGCUGAUGUAAAAUGUAAGACGCUGUGAUUUUGAUCAACGUAGUAUUUCUACUUAGCCAGAAGAUAAUUUUUUUGUAAGUAAGGCUUUAAUUUAAGUGAUUGGGGUACUCGAUUUGCAAUCUUUUAUUUGAUCAUAUCGAAAUCUAUCUUUCAGAGUUAGGAUUGAGACA
Dendrobium catenatum is the source of this 3394-nucleotide messenger RNA. RefSeq names its product tRNA wybutosine-synthesizing protein 2/3/4. Gene Ontology annotation, molecular function: tRNA methyltransferase activity; protein binding. Bases 28 to 3252 code for a protein of 1074 amino acids. Gene Ontology annotation, cellular component: cytoplasm. The record is from RefSeq and is a predicted model, not a curated record. Gene Ontology annotation, biological process: tRNA methylation. NCBI's taxonomy places the organism in Eukaryota, Viridiplantae, Streptophyta, Magnoliopsida, Asparagales, Orchidaceae. The transcript is spliced from 11 exons.